GGACGUCUGUCACUCCUGUCAGUCUUUCCUGCUGGAGUUUGUUUUUGGAGUUUGCUCAAUGUGUUUGCAGACUUCCUCUGAGGCUGAGCCACAUAACGAAGUAUAAGGGAAUUUUGUCCCACGUUGUACCGUGCUACUGAAUCGCCCCAUACCGCAGGCUACGGGACCGACAUGGCGGCCUCAGUGCUGCUCUGCUUGGUGACUGUCCUACCAUGUGUUACAGCGCUGGUGAGAUCUCCAACAGAACAGCAAUUUCUGCAGUCUCUAGAUCCGCAGGAUGUGAGGUUAUAUUUCGGCGCUACGUCAGUGAGCUCAGUACCCGAAUUUCAGAUUGUCGGGCUCAGCUGCGGUUCCGCAGACGCGCCUGAGAGGCCCUGGCGGUGCUCCUUUCAGGCCCAGGGGAGGCGCUACGUGGUGGGGCAGGGAGGAGUGAGCCGGCCCCUCUCCUGCGCCUCUGCGGUGGAGAGGCAUCUGAACUCCUCCGCCAGUGUGGUGAGGAGGCUGGGAGCCUGCUGUGAGCAGCCGGAGAUUCUAGAACCCCGUCCAGCCAGAUCCCUUCUGAGCGCGUGCGAGGGAACUCUGGAAGGCAUGGUGUUGGCGGGAGGCGGGAGGCUCUACGUCCGGCCGGUGCUCCACAGACACCGGCACUUUGCCGGCGCGGCCGUGGCGAGUCCAGCAAUGCCGCACCUCGUGUUCCACCGCGACCUCCCUGCGAGAACAUCCCAGACCCCCCUGCACUCUGAUCGAGGGCGUGUCGCCCGCGGUGCUUCGGUACCUGAGGUCACUCACCUGGAGCUGCUGGUGGUUGUGGGGCCGGACGUCCACCAGAUCCACAAACAGGACACCGAGAAAUACAUCCUCACCAACCUCAACAUCGCGUCCGAGCUGCUGCGGGACGUCACUCUGGGGGCCAACCUGAGGGUUCACCUGGUGCGCAUGAUCAUCCUCACCGAGGCGGAGCCAGAGAUCCGGAUCUCAGAGAACAUCACCUCCUCCCUGAUGAGCGUGUGCGAGUGGGGGCGCAGGGUCAACCCCCUCAACGACACCGACCCCCUGCACGCUGACCUCCUCCUCUACAUCACUCGGUUUGACCUAGUGUUGCCUGAUGGGAACAAGGGUGUGAGGGGCGUGGCCCAGCUGGGCGGGGCCUGCUCCAGCAAAUGGAGUUGUGUGAUCACCGAAGAUACGGGCUUCGAUCUGGGCAUCACCAUCGCGCAUGAGAUAGGCCACAGCUUUGGCAUAAAUCACGAUGGAACAGGAAACGCCUGCACCAACAGCGGCUUCAUGAUGGCGUCAGACGGGGGUUACAACAGCGUGGACCUCACCUGGUCCCAGUGCAGCCGGGACCAGCUCCAGAAUUUCUUCAGUGCAGGCAGAGGUGACUGUGUGAAGGACCUGCCGGUGCUGGGAGGCUCUCUGCAGGACUGGAAGCCGGGGCUGUACUAUGGGGUGGACGACCAGUGCCGCAUCGCUUUCGGCAUCACCGCGAGAGCCUGCUCCUUCGCACACACGGACAUCGACGUGUGUCGUGUGCUGUCCUGUCAUGUCGUCCCUGGCGACGACAGUUCCUGCACACGCCUGCUCAUCCCCCUGCUGGACGGAACAGAGUGUGCACCCAAUCAGUGGUGCCUGAAGGGGCGCUGUGUGUCCCCUUCCAAGCUCAGCUCCUCCAUGGUGGUGCAUGGCUCAUGGUCCAGCUGGUCCGAGUUUUCCACCUGUUCCCGCACCUGUGGCGGGGGGGUCAGCUCCAGGAAGAGGCAGUGCACCAACCCACGGCCCGCGUUUGGUGGGAAUGACUGUGAGGGGAGACACACUGAAGCUGAACUUUGUAACAGACAGCCCUGUGCCACAAGUCAGCUGAAAUUCAUGGAGGAGCAGUGCUCCCAAACCGACCCCCAGCCCCUCUCCCUGUCCCCUGGCACCGCCUCACUCUUCACCUGGGUCCCCGCUGUGGGUCUCCUCACAGGAGACCCGCAGUGCAAGCUCAUGUGCCGGCCACAGGGUGGGGACUUCAUGGUCAGCCGAGGGGCACAGUUCACAGAUGGGACCCGCUGUGAGCCCCAUGUCCCAUCUCCACUCGGCGCUGUUAGCGUGUGCCUGGCGGGAAAGUGUCAGCUGUUUGGGUGUGAUGGCCGCUUGCUCUCCCGUAAGGUGGAGGAUGUCUGUGGGGUGUGCGGUGGAGACGGCUCCACCUGCAGCCUCAUCUCUGACUCCUACAGGGAGGGCCAGGCCCGAGAGUAUGUCACCUUCCUCACCCUGCCACUGAAUGCCACGCGGGUUCACAUAAUCAACAGGAGGCCCCUCUUCACACACCUGGCGGUGUUAAUCCAGGGUGAGUAUGUGGUUGCGGGGCAUGGCACUGUGGCCUUAAACACCACUCACCCCUCCCCGCUGGAGGAAGGUCAGCUGGUGUAUCACCUGUACCUGACUCCUGAUGGCCUGCCGCAGAGGGAGGAGCUACAUCUGCCUGGCCCCAUUUCAGAGGAGAUACACGUACAGGUCUACCGGAAGUAUGGAAAGGAGUAUGGUGAUCUCACUAGCCCAAACAUCUCCUACACCUUCUACAAACCUAGGACCGAGGAAACCACACCCAGGGGCGAGUGGGUGGCUGUCACCUCACCCUGCUCUGUCACCUGUGGGUCAGGUUACCAGCAGACUACCUACAUGUGUGUGGACAGAGACACUCAGGAGCAUCUCCAGGAGGCGUCCUGUGAAGAGGCCACUCGACCCGCAAUGCUCCCCUCCCCCUGCCAGCUUCCCGCCUGUCCACCCCACUGGGUGACAGGAGAGUUUGGGCCCUGCAGCGCCCCCUGUGGUGGGGGAGAGAAGGAGCGGCCGGUGAAGUGUGUUCAGCGACAGGGGGAUUUGACAGUGGAGCUGCCGAUUCUGCAAUGCCCACAAGACUCUGCGCCGCACCCCAAGGAAACGUGCAACCCACAGCCUUGCCCUACCUGGUGGCAGGUGUCAGAGUUUGGGGACUGCUCGGCGGUGUGUGGCCCAGGUGAGGUCUGGCGCGAGGUGUUUUGUGUCCGUACAGAACGUGGUGUGAACGUCAAGGUGGACGACAGCCUCUGCCCGCAGUCUACCAGGCCGGCUGACUCCCGGCCCUGUGUCGUGGACGUGUGCCCCAUCGGUUGGGAAACGGGGGGCGAGGUCCGUCGCAAACAAAAGGAACACGGUGUGACAUCACAGUCUAGAUUGCAGCCUGUGUACGUGUGGAGCCCUGUGAUUGGCCACUGCUCAAAGAGCUGUGGGAACGGGCUGCAGCAGGUGUGGUACUCCUGCGUGGAUCACCAGUCCCGGACGACAGUGCUGGAUUUCCACUGUGACGGCUCGAGGAAGCCGCAGCCCCACACCGAGCCCUGCAGCCCUUCCCCCUGUCCUGCUGCGAGGUGGUGCUACAAGGAGGGGGCUUGCAGCGCGACUUGCGGCGGAGGUGUGGCACGCAGGGUGCUGUACUGCUCCCGGGACGGCGAGGGCGGGGAGGAGGUCGUGAGCGACUCGGAGUGCGGGACCCUACCCAGGCCGGCCGGGCUGGUGCCCUGUAACGCCAACACCUGCCCCCCCAGGUGGAGAGCUGAGCAGCUGGGGCCCUGCUCGGUGUCCUGCGGACAGGGUGUCAUCCGCCGCCGCCUGUCCUGUGUCCAGUUUCAGGGCGGGAGGGACAGCGAGGUGCCCGAGGACCUGUGUCCCGCGCUGACCAGGCCCCUUUCCGCUGUGCCCUGCAGGAUACAGGCCUGCACCUUCAGCUGGGAGGUCAAGGAGUGGAGCCAGUGCUCCGUCACCUGUGGCUAUGGGAUCCAGUCCAGGGGCGUGUCCUGCGUGGGGCCGUCCCACUCCCAGCCAAUCAUCCCCCUGCUCUGCAUGCACAUGCCCAAGCCCAUCACCAUCCAGGCCUGCUGGACAGGCUCCUGUGGGCACCCCGAAACCACCACCGCGGGGCCCCGCGCGCACCUGCGCACCACCAGGGCCGCACACCGGGAGGACCUCCCAGGGGCCCCCACACAGCCCCCCACCCCGGAGAUCAGGCCGCCCCAGAUACCUCAAUACCAAGCUGCCGCUGUGUCGCCCAGUCCGCUGGAACUGACCACCUCCCCACCCCCGACAGCCCUGCCCACACAGCCGGCUGAAACCAGUGUGUGUGGACAGCUUCUCCUGGAGGAGUCUGGCACAGUGGACCUGCGUAACGUCAACGUGCGGGAAUGCACCCUCACCAUUGGACGGCCCCUGGGUGAGGUCAUCCACUUCAGGGUGGAGUCCAGCUCCCUCAACUGCAAGGAUGGGGACUUCCUGAUACUCUCCAACAGGCGAAUGCUGAGGAAAAAGUGUAAUUAUUUGGGCACCUACACCCUGACCACCCGCACCAACCUCCUCCACUUGCGUCAGGGCUUGAGCCAGGUGUCCCCUGGCAGGGGACUGAUGUUUACCUACCAAAGCCAGAAGACCAGUAAGAGUCACCAUGAAGACUGUGAUGUCCAGCUGUUCGGUCCCAGUGGUCAGAUCGUGAACCCCACACGCCGGCCCGGGUCAGGGAAUCACACCUGCCGCACCUUCAUCAACGUCCGGCCGAAAUCCAAAAUCGAAAUCCGGGCCCUCAGCGCCUUCCACGAAGACGAAGAGGAAGACGACGACGCCCCGCCCACUUUCAUACUGAUCCGGGACGAGGACGUCGUGCAGACCACGUGGUUCCAAGGGGACCGUCUCUUCCAGUGGCGGUCGGUCGGCAGCGGGGUGGAGAUCGAGUUCCACGGGGCGUUCCUGCAACACGAGGGAAGCUUCCGGGCGGAGUUCUCGUCCUUCAGACCGUGAACCGCCGCCG
Messenger RNA from Megalops cyprinoides (Indo-Pacific tarpon), 4819 nucleotides. It is a transcript of the gene adamts13, whose product is annotated as ADAM metallopeptidase with thrombospondin type 1 motif, 13. Gene Ontology annotation, molecular function: metalloendopeptidase activity. Gene Ontology annotation, cellular component: extracellular matrix. The transcript has 31 exons. Gene Ontology annotation, biological process: extracellular matrix organization; proteolysis. The coding region runs from base 172 to 4809 and encodes 1545 amino acids. The record is from RefSeq and is a predicted model, not a curated record. Lineage: Eukaryota; Metazoa; Chordata; Actinopteri; Elopiformes; Megalopidae.